This is a messenger RNA of Brassica napus (rape), 1587 nucleotides long. RefSeq names its product calcium-dependent protein kinase 13-like. NCBI's taxonomy places the organism in Eukaryota, Viridiplantae, Streptophyta, Magnoliopsida, Brassicales, Brassicaceae. The record is from RefSeq and is marked provisional. Gene Ontology annotation, biological process: protein autophosphorylation; peptidyl-serine phosphorylation; intracellular signal transduction. Gene Ontology annotation, molecular function: calmodulin binding; calcium-dependent protein serine/threonine kinase activity; ATP binding. Gene Ontology annotation, cellular component: nucleus; cytoplasm.
AUGGGGAACUGUUGCAGAUCUCCCGCAGCUGUAGCUCGAGAAGACGUGAAAUCAAACUACUCCGGCCACGAUCACCCCCGCAAAGACUCCACCAACGGCAAAAAAUCAGCUCCGAUUCGAGUCCUCACGGACGUCCCCAAGGAGAACAUCGAGGACCGGUACUUGCUCGACCGAGAGCUCGGACGCGGCGAGUUCGGCGUCACCUACCUCUGCAUCGAGAGAGCCACGCGCGACCUCCUCGCGUGCAAGUCGAUCUCGAAGAGGAAGCUCAGGACCGCCGUGGAUAUCGAGGACGUGAAGAGAGAAGUGGCGAUUAUGAAGCAUCUGCCUAAGAGCUCGAGCAUCGUUACUCUCAAGGAGGCUUGUGAGGACGAUAGCGCUGUGCAUUUGGUGAUGGAGCUUUGUGAAGGUGGUGAGCUCUUUGAUCGGAUUGUGGCGAGGGGCCAUUACACGGAGCGCGCUGCCGCGGGGGUUACGAAGACGAUCGUUGAGGUUGUGCAGUUGUGUCAUAAGCAUGGGGUGAUUCAUAGAGAUUUGAAGCCGGAUAAUUUUUUGUUUGCUAAUAAGAAGGAGAACUCGCCGCUUAAGGCUAUUGACUUUGGAUUGUCGAUUUUCUUCAAGCCAGGUGAGAAGUUCUCGGAGAUAGUUGGGAGUCCAUAUUACAUGGCACCUGAGGUGCUAAAGCGGAGCUAUGGACCCGAAAUAGAUAUUUGGAGUGCUGGAGUCAUUCUUUAUAUCCUGCUCUGUGGAGUUCCUCCAUUCUGGGCAGAGUCGGAACAGGGAGUUGCUCAGGCUAUUUUACGUGGGAUAAUUGAUUUUAAGAGAGAACCGUGGCCAAACAUUUCGGAGACUGCUAAGAGUCUUGUCAGACAAAUGUUAGAGCCUGAUCCAAAGCGCCGCCUGACUGCAAAGCAAGUGCUUGAGCACCCGUGGAUUCAAAACGCCAAGAAAGCUCCAAAUGUCCCUCUUGGAGAUGUUGUCAAGUCCAGAUUAAAGCAAUUUUCAGUGAUGAACAGAUUCAAGAGAAAAGCUCUGAGGGUUAUUGCCGAAUUCUUAUCUUCCCAAGAAGUAGAAGACAUCAAAGAGAUGUUCAACAAGAUGGAUACUGAUAAAGAUGGUAUUGUUACCAUCGAGGAGUUGAAAGCUGGACUUCGAGAUUUUGGUACACAGCUAGCUGAAUCAGAAGUUCAGAUGCUUAUUGAAGCGGUGGAUACUAAAGGGAAAGGAACACUAGACUAUGGAGAAUUUGUUGCAGUCUCGCUCCACCUGCAAAAGGUAGCAAAUGAUGAGCAUCUCCGGAAAGCAUUCUCCUACUUUGACAAAGAUGGAAAUGGAUACAUUUUACCCGAGGAGCUUUGUGAGGCCUUAAAGGAAGAUGGAGGGGAUGACUGUGUGGAUGUCGCCAAUGAUAUAUUCCAAGAAGUUGACACGGACAAGGAUGGGAGAAUAAGCUACGAAGAGUUUGCGGCAAUGAUGAAAACAGGAACGGAUUGGAGAAAGGCAUCUCGUCAUUACUCGAGAGGGAGAUUCAAUAGCCUAAGCAUCAAACUAAUGAAGGACGGAUCUUUGAACCUAGGCAACGAAUAG